Molecule: messenger RNA, 1969 nt
Organism: Arabidopsis arenosa
Lineage: Eukaryota; Viridiplantae; Streptophyta; Magnoliopsida; Brassicales; Brassicaceae
Source: the annotation of a GenBank genome assembly
GAAUUGCAUGUUUGGCUGUUUUCGGUCUAUUGAAAGUAGCUCUAUGAUGCAGCUACUUACAAGCUUGCUUGUGAAUAUGGUUUGUGCUAGGCCAUCGAUCGGCCAUGGUGUGAUGUCUUUAGUCGUUCAUGACCCGGACAUUGUUGGUGAUGUCGAUCCCGAAGGCGAAGCAAGAGACAAAUUCCACAUCGAAGAAAUGCUGAAUGAGUUGACCGACGAGCCACCGUUUUGGCAUGAUGCGCAUGGUGAUGGGUAUCUGUACCAGAAGCAAACAUUUUUUAGUGGAGUUACAUUCAAAGAAGCUGUCGUCGAUUAUGCUUUAAGAACCGGAUGCAAUCUGAAACAGUACAUGUAUGAUCAAGAUAAAAUUUGCUUUAAAUGUGUUGGUAAUGAUGGUAAGGAAGAGGGAGUAAGGUGUGAAUGGCAAGUGUAUGCCGCAACUCUUCCAAAUGAUCCAAUGUGGAAGAUUAGGAAGUUCAUAGAUAAGCAUAAUUGCAUCCCAAAUGGAGAGUGUGAGAUGUUUAAAGUGCCGCAUAUAGCUAGGUUGUUUGUAGAUAAGAUCAGAGAGAAUCCGAAGUUCUACAUGCCAGCUAAGAUUGAAGAACUCAUCAAAGAACAAUGGAAGAUCAGUGUGACAAGGAAUCAAUUUGCAAGAUUAAGAGACUAUGCGGCUGAGAUUCUUGAUGCAAAUCCUGAUUCACAUGUAGAAGUUGAUUUUCUGACGAAUAAGGAAGGUAAAGACAUGUUCAACAGGUUCUGUGUCUGUUUUGACAACCUUAGAAAGACCUGGAUGGAGAGCUGUAGGCCUCUUCUUGGAAUUGAUGGAUGUUUUUUGAAAAAUACGGUCAAGGGUCAGUUGUUGGUAGCAUUAGGCAGGGAUGCUAAUAACAAGAUAUAUCCUGUAGCUUGGGGAGUGGUUAAGGUAGAGAAUACAGAGAAUUGGGUUUGGUUUGUGAAGAAUUUGAAGGAAGACUUAGGAUUAGGUGAUGGUGAAGGUUACAUCAUGCUCUCGGAUAGAGCAUCGGAUGUGUGUCCAACACAUAUAUGGGAACUUGAAGAAGAAUCAUUGAAGCAAAACAAGGAUGAAGCCACUCUGGCAUGGGCAUAUAAUGAGAAAGAUUAUAAGCAGAAUCUGGAGAAGAUAUUCUACUAUGACACAGUGGCAAGAGAGAAGCCAUUUCUGGCUAUGUUAGAAACUAUAAAACGACUUGCUAUGGUGAGGAUUGCCAAAAGGUCUGUGGAAUCUCACACUCACACAUGGAGCUGCACUCCUUAUGUUGCAUUGGUUCUCUCUGGUGAGCACAAGGUAGCUUCUCUGGCAAAGGUGUCUACAAGCACCAAUGAAAUGUAUGAAGUCAGACAUGGCUUAGAUUCUCACCGUGUAUGCUUGAAGAGCUACACAUGUACAUGCCAUAAGUGGCAGAUCCGUGGCAUUCCGUGUGAGCAUGCAUAUGGAGUCAUUUUGGACAAGAAGCUUUCACCAGAAGACUAUCCUGAGACUCAUACUCCUGCUGUGUUUAUACCAGAGCCACCAGAAGGAGAGAAGAAGAUAACAAAGGAGGAUAGUAGAGGAAGAAGGGUGUUAAUGAGUCUCCAACUAAGAAGGCACCAAAGAACAAGAAACGGAUCAUGCAUUGUGGCAUUUGUGGGACAGCUGAUCACAAUUCAAGGAAACAUCACAAGAAAGCUAAGCCUUCUCAACCUGAACCAAGUCAAGGCUCACUCACUCAAGCUUGAUCUAGACAAAGCAUCUUCGACCUUCUCAAAGAUAUUCUUCUCUAUCUUCAUUUGAACUUUCUCGCAAAUCACCUUUUCAUACUCCAAGCUCUCUGUUCUAAGCUCUUUCAGCUGCUGCUCUAAUUGACCAUUAUUUGCUCUCAAUGUCUCUAUCUCAUUGAGCAAAGCUUCAUCAAUCCAUUUGAAAGUGUGUUCAUCAUUCCUAAGCUACAAAUGAAUAGUCAUUCAUCUC